AUGCAGGUGGCCCAGGAGACGCAUCACUGCAUCGAGCAGUGCAUACAGUUUAAUCGUGCACGCGGAAAGGCUUUGGUUGCAAUACAAAAAAUUCAAAAGGAAGAAGCCGAGCUGCUUCGUAUGAAUACCAUCCCGACAACUCUCGAGGAAGCGUUGGCUGCUCAGAAUAUUCACAAAGAUUUCCAGCAAUCUGUCGAGAGUGUAACUCGCUCGACAAGUGCAUUUUUGGAUAGCACAACACAGCUGAUCAGUGGCGGUGGCAUCGAUGUGAGAGCGGUGAAUGAUCUGAACGAGGAAGUGCUGGAUCGCUGGCGUCGAUUGGUUGGCCUAAUCGAAGAAAGGAACAAACUCAUCAAAGCCGGUGUGGUCUGCUACAAAACACUGCAUCAAGGGGGCUGUUCAUACGCGCAGAAGACAUCAGAAAUGUUCUUGAAAUAUAUUCGUCGAUGUGAGACAUCACCAGAACAUAUACGGCAACAUGAAACCCGACUUCUUGCCCUAAAAGAUGACCUCCGCAAGCGACAACAAAAAAUUUUGGAUCUGUGGACUCGCAAAAAGCAACAGUUGAAUCGAUGUCAUGAAUCUUGUUUGCUUGAGGCAACGGCAGCCGAAAAUGCAGAAUGGAUAGCUCAAGAUGGUGAAGCGUUUUUGCGGCGAGCUUUUGAAAAGAAAUUGAAUGUUGCACAUCGCGAGCAUUUGGAAGUUUACAUGGACGAAUAUGUAAAUUUCAAGGCAGAAGCAAAACAAAAGCGGCUGAAAGUGCGAAUGAUGCUUGAACUGGCCGAGAAAUUCCUGGCAACGCGGGAUCAUCACUGCGCUGCCAUCGAGCACAAGAUGCUUGAUGUGCGGUCGGGUUUCGAGCGCUUUUCGUUACGUCUUGCCGAGUAUGAGAACAUACUUGCUGCAACACUGGGCAGGAAGUCUGAUGCUAGCAAAGCGAAGGACGAGUUUUCUCUGGACCGGAAAAGUGAUUCGAGUAUUGAGGCAAAAAUCGAGGGCGAACGUUUAGCAAAUGAGGAGAAGCGUAAAAUGAGGUGA
Messenger RNA from Gongylonema pulchrum, 1038 nucleotides. Lineage: Eukaryota; Metazoa; Nematoda; Chromadorea; Rhabditida; Gongylonematidae. The record is from the annotation of a GenBank genome assembly.